GGCUCCAGGAUGCACGCAGCCUCUUUCACUUUCGUUUCUGCCUGCUGAGAGUUUGCUAUCAUCUUCCCUCUUUGAUAAGCACUUUGCUGGCCGGUUUCACAAGCAGAGGCGCUGGCCCCGAGCUGCUGAGCCAGGCAGCCCCACAGCACAGGUCUGGGAGCCUGCGGCGGAGCCAGAGGAGAUGCCCAAGUUCACCUUUUGUGAGAGGAGGGAGUUUGGGAAUCAGUUUGUGCAGCUCCUAAAAGACACAGGCAGAGAAGCUGUGAGCAGCCGGGAGGCACUGAGGACCAUCUACAGUGCGGAGUUCAGGACCAGGAAUGAUACGAAGACGCCCAACUUCUCCUCCGUCCUGUUCACACUGAGACAGAGCGGCCGGGCCGAGGUGUGGGGAGACUUUGUGCGCUUCGGGAAGGUGAAAAAGAAAAUGAAGUUUAGAGAUCAGUACUGGAAACCCAGGCCAGAGGAGCCCCGCACGGACAACCAGCAGGAGGGCACCGAUCAGCCUCCCCCCAGAGGACGCGCCAAGGAGAGAGCGGAGUUCAUCGGUGGGAAACACGGGGUGGAGAUUCUCUCCGAGCACGACCGGGGGAAGGGGCGCAUCCGCUUCCCCGUCACGCCCAACGAGCCCGCAACAGCCAGCAUUUGGGUUCAGAACAACGGCACAGAGGAAGUGACGCUGCUAGGGUACAGGGCGCUUCGGAAGCAGCGCGAGAUCACCUUCCACGAUGAGAGCAAGGUGACCAGACAGCAGCCCCGGGUGUUGCAGCCAGGAGACUCUUACUUGAUCGAGGCGCGGUGCCUGACUCAGCACUAUGGUUACUUCUCCGUCACCGUGCUGUUCGAGUUCACCAAGGAGCAGGACGGGCCCUUCAGCAUUGGGCGGUUCGUGUCAGCCAUAGCUAACAGCCGGCUGGCUGAGGAGCUGGGGCCCACUGCACCAUACAGGUCUUACCAGACCAAGCUGAGGAAGACAGUCACAGUCACCACAGAGGAUGGCGUCCCUCCCGACAGCUCCCAGCCCCUCGAGCUUGAGCAGCUGAUCCCGCUGGGCCGCUACAACUACCCGGAGGACCUGCAGGACAUGGUGCACGCCGAACGCAGCAGGCUGCGGAAGUCCCUGGCGGCCGAGCUUCAGUUUGAGAACUACCAGGAGAAGUUCCAGCUGCUGCUGCACCUGGAGGAGCUCCAGAUGGAGGUGGACAUCCGGCGCUAUGAUAUGCGGGACGUCCCGAUGGUGAAGGACACUCAGAACAAGAGGCUGCUCAUCCUGGAGGCCCCUGGCGUGGCAGAGAACCGCCCGUCCGUGCUGAAGGGCGAUCACCUGUUUGUCACCCGGAGUGAGCAGCGCGACUUGCCCCAGCUCAUCCAGUACAAGGGCUACGUGCACGCCGUGGAGCUCGAGAGGGUCAAGCUGGGCUUCUCCCCCAACCUGCUGGCGAGCUUCGUGAAUAACCUGAAGUUCGAUGUGACCUUUACCUUCAACCGGCUGCCGCUGCAGGUGCAGCACCGGGCCGUGGAGCUGGCCAAGAAGAGGAACUUGGGCAACAUCCUCUUCCCAUCCUUCUCGUACAGAGAGUCCCUCCUCCACGAGGGAGGCCGGCUCAGGCUGUUUGACCGGAGCCUGGAGACCAACCAGGAGCAGUACGAUGCUGUGCAGCAGAUUGUGACAGGGAUGUCCAGGCCGGCACCAUACAUCAUCUUCGGGCCGCCAGGGACCGGCAAGACCGUCACUGUGGUGGAGGCUAUCAAACAGGUGGUCACGUGCAUCAAGGACUCCCAUGUCUUGGCCUGUGCACCGUCCAACAGCGCCUCGGACCUGCUCUGCCAGCGCCUGCUGAAACACCUGGACAAGGGCAGCAUCUAUAGGAUCAACGCCAUCAGCAGGGACUAUCGCCAGGUGCCGGAGGAGAUCAAGCCCUGCUGUAACUGGGACGAUGCCCAGCAGUGCCACGUGUACCCAAGCAAGGAGAAGCUGCGGCACUACCGGGUCAUCAUCACCACCCUGGUGACAGCAGGACGGCUGGUAACGGCCCGCUUCCCUGACGGCCAUUUCUCCCAUGUCUUCGUCGACGAGAGCGGCCACGCGGUGGAGCCAGAGUGCCUGGUUGCCAUCGCAGGAAUUCUGACACCGAUGGACCGGGAGACCAACGCCAACGGGGGGCAGCUGGUGUUGGCGGGAGACCCCAAGCAGCUGGGUCCGGUCCUGAGGUCCCCACUGGCCAUCGAUCACGGGCUAGAGGUCUCGCUGCUGGAGAGGCUUAUGAUGCACAACUCCCUGUAUCAAAAGGGAGCCGAGAGCUACAACCCGCAGUUCGUCACCAAGUUACUGCGGAACUACAGGUCCCACGCCGCCCUCCUUGAGAUCCCCAACCAGCAGUUCUACGACGGGGAGCUGCAGGAGUGCGCCGACCACCUCAUCAGCUAUUCCUACUGCACCUGGGAGGAGCUGCCUACGCAGGGCUUCCCGAUCAUCUUCCACGGAGUGUCCGGGGAGGACCAGCGAGAGGGUAACAGCCCCUCGUUCUUCAACGCGUUGGAGAUCGAAGCCCUGGUCACCUACCUCAAGAAACUGCUGCAGAGUCAGGGCAAGCGAGGCCGCUCCAGGAUCUCCCCCAAGGAGAUCGGUAUCAUCUCCCCCUACAGGAAGCAGGUAGAGAAGAUCAGACAAGCCAUCACCAAAAAGGACCGAGACCUGAUGAACCUCCCAGACAUCAAGGAGCUGAAGGUGGGCUCCAUAGAGGAGUUCCAGGGCCAGGAGCGGCGUGUGGUCCUCAUCUCCACCGUGCGCAGCUGCACCGAGUACCUCAGCGUGGACGAAGAUUUCAAACUGGGCUUCCUCAAGAACCCCAAGAGGUUCAAUGUGGCCAUCACCAGAGCCAAGGCUCUGUUAAUAAUCGUGGGCAACCCGGCCGUGCUCAGCAAGGAUCCUCACUGGAACACGUUUCUCAGGUACUGUAUAGCGAAGGGUGGGUACACGGGGUGCCCCUACGCUGAAGAGAGCACGGAAGAGGAUUCCCUUGUGGAGGAGCUUAGCUCCCUUCGCUUGAGCACGCAGUCAGCAGGGAACCAGCUCGGGGAGAGCCACAUCCAGCAGCAAAUGGAGCCAGCGUGGAGACACGAGCACUGAGACAGCACCUGCAGCUCAUCCUACUGCCAUGUCAGCACCAGCAGGGCGUUUCCUCCCACACUCAGCAACCGCUCUUUGUCUGGUCCCCUCAGCCACCUCGCUCGCUGCCAGGGGCUUUCCAAGCGCACCAGGGCGGGACAGCAGAGGGGAACGGUGCAGGGACUGAACUGGGGGUGUAGCCCCGACUCUAUCCACUAUCCCAACGCCCACCUCUCACAUGGACCCAGCCCCGUCACCUCUGCCCUAGUCUGGUCUAUGUAGGCGCCUCUCUGUAGGAUCUGUCCCAGCUCUGGGGCCCGCUCGCUAAUCUGAGCCAGUGCGAUUGUGUAACUCUUGGAAGCACAAGGGCAGCUUGACACGGAAACUGCUCUGCCUGGCCGUGUGAGGGGUUUGCACCCUCUCUCCCCGUCCCCUCUCUGCCCGUUGUAGGGAAGGGGACCCGCAGCAGGAAGCCCUGCCUGUUUGCCAGCAUUGCCACACAAUGGUUUAAACAACGAUUUUACAUCCAAUUUUUGGGAAAAGACUCAAAAAAAAAAAUUCCCACUGCGUGCAAACCUGACUGGCCCGAACCGACACUGCAGAAACCAGCCCUCACAGCGACGCUGCGACGGGGCCGCAACCUCCACCUUGGAUCACGUUUUCCACACGUGGAAACCUGCUUUUGAAAAUAAAAUCAUUGUUAUAAAAUUCCCAGCUACUGGUCCACCGAACGCUCUCCUCCAAGCUGGAGCCGUUUCCAGAGCCCAGCUGCAGGGCCUGGAGCUGCUGCUGAGUGGCUGGCUGCAGCCCCGCUCAGGUGUUGCUGUGAUGUUGAGUAACUGCUGGUUCGCACGUGGGGACCAGCGGGGCUGUAGCUCCCUGGCCAACAGGCCCCGUGCACCGCCCUGCAGGCGAGCUGUUCGAUGGUGCUCCAAAACACAGGGUGAGAGGAAAACACUGGUGCUUGUCUGUACAGCUCUAAAGCUGCCUCGGCUGUCCCUGGGCAGCUGGGCACUGCUCCCAGGGGAGCCGGAUUUGCAUGCGGAGCACAAUGCUGCUGGCAGAAGCCAAGGCAGGGGGCAGCUCUGGGCAUUGUUUACAGGGGAGCGAUAAUACCAAGCUGGGGAAGGGGCAAGUAUGUUCCCCCUUCCUGGAGCCACACAUGAAUCUCUAAAGAAGCUUAGGAGAUAAACCUGGCCUCAUGGCAGGGGCAGAGUUAAGGUAGGCAGGAGUCACGUCACCGGGGUGUGUUCAAUGUUCCCUUCCCGGCAUUGUCUCAGCCUGAGAGAGAAUCUCUCAGCCUCCCUCCCGCUCAGCUGCAGUUCGCGCUCUGUCUGGGGCUGAGCCCGCUGCUCUUUGCGCCAUUCACAGCCCCAUAACUCAGCCAGUGAAUUAUGGGAGCAGCUGGUGCAGGGGUAGCUCGGGCCACUGAAUGAGGCACCACCAGCUGAGCCCAGCCUCUUCCCUUGCUGGUUGAUUGCCUGCCAGGCAGACACAAAGCGGGAAGGGGAAGUGUUUUCCUUACGCAGGGCUGGGCUCUGGUGCAUCUCCUGGCUUUUCUCUAGCCCAGGCCCUGGCUCUCGGCCGAACACGCAUACCGUCCGUCGGCUGGAGCUAGUCGGGUGAGGGAGUUCAGAGCCUGGUCGGGGAUUCCCAGACAGCCUGGCUACAACGCUCUUCUGGGGCUCAGCUGGAACCCAAAGCCUUUAUCUUGGGAGCGUGUUAGGAAGAAGGAAUUGAAGUGGCAGUAAGGGGAAGGGGCACUGGUUUUCCAGCAGCUUGUGUGUAAUGAUGGGCUGGUCACAGCACUUCCCUGUCUGCAACUGGAGCAGUCCCACUUGUUAGAGGACAACCAUGCUGACUGCAGCACCGGGUGUCAAGCAUCAAGGCUCAUUAGCCCUCCAAUUCAGUGUCACUCAUGGCUAGUGCCAUGUGGCCAGUGACUUGUAAAAGGAGAAGGCGCCUGAAAAGGGAAAGGCCUGUCUGCUGCAGUCGGAUGUAACUGCAGCACGUGUAGCCGUAGCUGAGCUAGCAGGGUACCGACAGUAGGGACUUCAGCAUGGCCCAUACCAGCCCACCUUGGGUCCCGCUGGCAGCGAGCCCCACUGCAGUCUGCUGCAAUUGGCUCCAGUCUGGUCACCGCUGCUCUCACAGCUCCAGUUCAGCAGUGUGGGGAGACCCUUGCUGGUAAGAGGCUUUGGCUCAUGGGAGGUUUAUGUUGAGAGCAGCAGUUAUGGAGCACAUGGUCUUUCCUUGGCUCACCAAAGGCUAGAAACGUGCUGCUAAGACCCUGUCAAGUGCUGCUCUGUGGGAACAGGCACCCAAACCAGAGGGGGAUGGGCAGUCAGGGUCAUCUCAGACAGUUCACAAAUAAUUAGCCCCCAGAUGGGCAGGGGAGGCUAUUUGAGAUUAACCCAGCGCUGAUGGCAUUCACCAGUGCAGCAGACACACAAAGGUAUCAGGUUUGCCUUACACUAGGCAUUUGUAUUGCUUUCUGUCCCCACUCCUGCUGGCCACAAACAGGACAGGGCACCAGAAAGGGCUGUACUGUUCCCCAAGCCGUUUUUUGGGCACAAUGCAAUGUGGUAUUUCUUCAUUUCAAACAUCCCCCUUCUCUCUGAUCAGGAGUUUGUCCUCUCUCCUCCCUCUGCUGCCCGAAAAUCCCGUCAAAGAUCCCCUACUCUAAACCUGAGCUCUUCCAAACAUCCAGGCUCAUGAUGAAAGCAGGCGACAGCAUCAGGAUGCUCCAGGUCUGUUUGCACAGCCUGUGCAUUUGCUCCCCCUCCUCGGUGUCAGGGAGCUAAGUGGCAUUUCUAGAGUGUACAGAACAUUCCAAGAGCGGGUUUCAAUCAGAAAAUGCCAUUUUACAAAAACAAAACUGGCUGCGGGAAUGCAGCUGCUGGUGAAAUUGUAUUUAGAAAAUGUCAGAAUGAAGUGUUGUGAUGGUGCCAAAAAUGUCCCAACUGACAUCAAAAUGUAACUGCUCAUUUUUUAAUAAAUCACUUUUUUAAACCAA
Messenger RNA from Mauremys reevesii (Reeves's turtle), 6122 nucleotides. It is a transcript of the gene MOV10, whose product is annotated as Mov10 RISC complex RNA helicase. The record is from RefSeq and is a predicted model, not a curated record. Lineage: Eukaryota; Metazoa; Chordata; Testudines; Geoemydidae. Bases 182 to 3127 code for a protein of 981 amino acids. The transcript has 22 exons. Gene Ontology annotation, molecular function: RNA binding; 5'-3' RNA helicase activity.